CCUCUAAAUACAUAAAUACGUACACGACCUAAGCCGGUGUCAAUUCUUAACCUAGGAUCCUGUUGGACACAUCAGAGGGAGUCAACCUGAAAAAACCGCGCCUGCAGCAAGAAUACCUCAUCUAUUCUUUAAACUAAAGACAAAAAAAUCUACGGACAUGUACACCAGGCUCAUCAUCGCUGUGCUGGUUGUGGCAGCAGUAGCAGUAAACACUGCAACAGCACAAACCAACUCAACAAAUGCCACCACAACAGCAAUGCCCAACACCACGGUAGUAGCAGCAACGCCAAGCAGCACAGGAUUACCAAACACCGCAGCAACGUCAGGCAGCACAGGAUCAACAAACACCACAACUUCAAACGUUACUAUUACAACACAAAGUACUACUACAACACCACUCCCAGUGGGGGCCCUUACUACAACUAUCUCUAAAAACGGUUGUGGAACCUCUAAGCUCUGUGUGAGAAGUCCCUCUUCAUGUGACCCGUCCACUGGAAUAUGUUACUUUAUUUCCGCCAAGCUUCAGAGUGGUCAAAACUAUCAGCUUGAGCUGUCAGGAAACACAACAGGCUACAUCGCUACCGCUCUCUCAACUGGCAGCUCAGUUGGAAAUGGUGACACAACCUACAUUUGUGCAAACAACAGUGGUGUGGUUCAGUUCUUAGUUGCUAGCUACAGUAAUGGCACUGGGCUGACGACAACAUCAACCUCGAGUGUGAGCUCUGUGAUUGGCAGUGUCAAUGGAAACAAAAUCCAGUGCGUAUUCAAUGCCACAUUACCAGCUGGAAUCACUAAAGCAUCAUCAUCACUCUUUCAAGUGGGAUUCCUCACUGGAAGCUACAAUAAUGGUACACUGGGCAAUGCCACUCUUGCAUUCCAACAAUCUGCAGAUCUGUCCAAUCCAGCCAGCCAUGCCAUCACAUUCAAGCAAUCACUGACCCAAGCUGUGCUGAUUGUUAUGGUUGCACUGGGUCUGACCAUGUAAUGAUGAAGUCAAGAAAAUGAAUUAAUCACACACCAUGACCAGUUACAGUAUGCCUGGAGCUACUGUACUUGGAGAUAAUAGUGAAACUAUUCUCUGUUUUUAGAGGCUCUGGAUCUAACAAAGAUUUUAAUUAAAUGUUAUAUCUAUGUUCAGUAAGUUCAGUGGUGUAAACCAAUCACUAAAUGACAAGAAUAUGAUUAAACUGGGAAACAUUUUAACAACUGGGACUAGAUGUACAUCUUAUGGACAUCAGACCAAAUCAACUACCUGGCAAUGCCUUACUAUUAAACAGUGAUACAUACAUUUUCUCCCUUCAUUACACUCACAAUGAUGCCAGCAAUUGGCAGAUGUGGAUUUUAUUCUCUUUGGUGUGAGUAAACAUAUUAUUGAUAAGUUAAAUAUACACACUGUGAAGCCUUCAUUGGCUAAGUGUGUGAUUGUCUGUGAAGGAAUUUUCUAUAUACCAGAUAUUGGUGAAGAUGAUUUUUGUACCAACUUUUUAAAACAUUUUUGUUGAAAUAAAUAUUUAAAGCAAAUAAA
This is a messenger RNA of Betta splendens (Siamese fighting fish), 1525 nucleotides long. RefSeq names its product putative ferric-chelate reductase 1. Lineage: Eukaryota; Metazoa; Chordata; Actinopteri; Anabantiformes; Osphronemidae. Gene Ontology annotation, biological process: regulation of glutamate receptor signaling pathway. The transcript has 7 exons. The coding region runs from base 158 to 985 and encodes 275 amino acids. The record is from RefSeq and is a predicted model, not a curated record.